AUGCAGUCCUACGGUGAACUGAAAUCAACAGGCGCCAUGCUUGCCAUCUCAGGCCUCAGCCAGCUUUCAGACUCACAGCAGUGCAUGUGCGACGACCUCCUGCAGGCCCUCAUCCUGCGCAACUGCCCCAUGGACCCCGACACCCUCGACCAAGUCCGCCACGAAUUCUGGAACCGCAUCUUCGCCAAGGGCUGGACCACCAAUAAGAACAAUAAUGCUCCAGGCCAGCUCCCCAAGCGCACCAACGACGAUGCCUCCCUUACCAUCGGCACUCUCAAUCAAGAUGUGCCCAAGAACGGCAGCGUCCCGGGCUACCGCCGCGCCGGACAGUCUGUUCUGCUCAAGGUCAGCAUGAAGGUCGGUGAUCGCUGGGAGGACAUCGACGCCAGCUUCUUCUGGGUCGAUCAGCAGGGCCACCGUGGCUCUGAGCUCUCCAACGCCUCGAUUGACAUUGAGGGCGACCUCACUCUCGACGAGGCCAAGAUUGAGGUCGGAAUGCACUACGAUACCAACGAGAAGGAGCGAGUCGGCGGCUGGAAUUGGGACAAGGUUGUCUACUGGGGCCGCCUCCGUCUCCUCAACUUGGCUCUGCAGCUUAAAGUCACUAACUCGGAGGAUACGAGUGAGCUGAAGCAGGUUAGGCUGGUCGAGGAGCACUGGUUGGAGAAGGAGGAGCUUCGACAGAACUUCCUGGUCCAUGAGCAGCUUUUGAGGGGUCAUUGA
Messenger RNA from Colletotrichum godetiae, 723 nucleotides. RefSeq lists its product as uncharacterized. The coding region runs from base 1 to 723 and encodes 240 amino acids. NCBI's taxonomy places the organism in Eukaryota, Fungi, Ascomycota, Sordariomycetes, Glomerellales, Glomerellaceae. The transcript has a single exon. The record is from RefSeq and is a predicted model, not a curated record.